This is a messenger RNA of Ilyonectria robusta, 546 nucleotides long. RefSeq lists its product as uncharacterized. The transcript is spliced from 2 exons. The record is from RefSeq and is a predicted model, not a curated record. Lineage: Eukaryota; Fungi; Ascomycota; Sordariomycetes; Hypocreales; Nectriaceae. The coding region runs from base 1 to 546 and encodes 181 amino acids.
AUGGGUUUCAAGUCGACUUUCAUGCAGCUAGCACUUGUUCUGCCGAGCUUUCUCAUCGUAUCAUCCUCACCUGUUGAAGGGAGACGAAGCCCUCCACGUGAGAGAGACUUCCAGGGCCUGGCAGAUAACUACCUCAGCCUUUGGGGCGGCGAGCUGUCUCUGGUUGACUCUGUGAUUCACCCCAAAAUAUCACUCAUUGCUGAUCGUCUCCCAUCCUCUGUCGGCAGCGACGUCAUCCAAGUUGGCAACAUCGAAGAGUACGUUGCAUUCGUGCAGAAGUCAAGGGCCGGCUGGAAGGAGUACAACUUCGACGUUAUCCACAUGGUUGGAAAUGGAAACCAGAUGGCAAUUCGGUGGAAGAUGAACGGUAUCACCACUGCGAACAUGACGCUACCGACCACUCUUGAUCCUGGCUCUCCAGUCACUUACAACGGAACCGAUUUCCUAAUCUUGGAUGACUGCACUGGGCUGGUUAAGGAGGUUCAUAUGGCCCAAGACUUCAUCACCUUCUUCCAUGCCUUGGGCCUGGAGGCAGUUACUGUCUGA